UUUCCAUGUUCAGAAACCCUACCACGGAGUACAGGGGAGUAAUAGCAGGGAGUGGCCAUUGCACAUGUGCCUUAGAAAAAUAGAAUUAGAGUUGGGAAAGGACCGUGAGGGUCAUCUAGUCCAACCCCAGAAAUAUCUGGAUGGCCCUUUCGGAAAUGUAACGGUGGGCUAGAAGAUGGUCUCGUCCAGCAAUGGGAUGCUUUGUGCUCUUGUGUAUUGUUUCUUUAUACCAGGCAUCCCCAAACUGCGGCCCUCCAGAUAUUUUGGCCUACAACUCCCAUGAACCUUAGCUAACAGGACCUGUAGUCGGGGAAGAUGGGAAUUGUAGUCCAAAACAUCUGGAGGGCUGAAGUUUGGGGAUGCCUGCUUUAUACAGCCUGUGUGGCUCCCCGCAACUCCCCAAAGCUUCUGGGAAGUUAGUAGAAGGAUGAGCCCUGAAAUUGUGCAUUGACUGUUGCUGCUGUGCUGAUUGCCCUUCGAUUGCAGUUUAAUGUGAUUAGGCCCUUGUGAUUGCUAAGCCUUCCUCUAGGUCCCAGUGGGCAGCCUUCCUCAUUAUUACUAAUUGGCAAUCGUACGUGGCGAGGAGAGGCUGUGCCCUCAGGAGAUGGCACAAGGUAUGGGGGUGGUGGCAGAUGGCAGCAAAGAAUAAUCUCUAGCCCUCCCAUAGCGCUAUAUGUCAAUAAGCUUUUACAAAUCAUAGUUAAGUCUUGACCACAGUGUUGAUUCUUUGAAUCCAAUGAAUGAGUCUAAUUGAUGGGCUCCAGCCCACUUUUGCAGCUAGGAGGAGUACUGAUUGCAAAUUUUCUUCUCCUUCACUAGUCAAACUAGUAAGGGUGCAGCUGGGGUGACAUUUCAGUUUUCAGUAGGGGGAGAAUUUAGUCUGGGUAGUCCUAUAGAGGCAUCCAUUAGAGGCACAAUGAACUAGAGGUAUGGCACAGGCUGCAGUAGCAUUGUGGUGGCAGUUUCUGCCCCAGAAGGGUGCAUGUUCAAGAGAAUGUCUGCAGGGAACCUGCACAGAGAUGAAGACAAUUUUGCCCCAUCCUCAAGUGUGUUGGCUGUUCCCUAAAUAUGGCUACACUGUGGUGGGAGAGUUCCCAAAAUGGAAAUCCUAAACUCCCACUCUGGGAUGUAUUUAAGAAAACACGUCAAAGUGCAAGUAGAUAAAUAGGUAAACGACAUUUCCGUGUGCUGCUCUGGUUCGCCAGAAGCAGCUUAGUCAUGCUGGCCACAUGACGCCCAUGGCCAGUAAAGCGAGAUGAGCAGCGCAACCCCAGAGUUGUCCAUGACUGGACCUAAUGGUCAGGGGUCCCUUUACCUUUAUCUUAAGAGCACUUGUUAUAUUUUUAUAUUUCAUAAAUAAAUGUUAUUCACGAAGGUCACACACAAGGUGAGGCAAAGGAAAAGAUGGUUAUCUCUGGCAUUUGAAUAUGACUUCAAGCCAACGUUAGUGAUGGAACAACAUCUUCCACCACAUCAGAUGGCCGCAAACCAGCACAGGGAAUGCAGCAGCUGUCCACCACUCAGUGCCUUGCUGCCAAAGGCGGCUGCCUCACUCUGCCUGGUGGUAGUCUGGCCUUCCACAUAAGAACCCUGCUAGAUCAGACCAAGGGACCAUGUAGUCCAGCAUCCUGUUCUUAGCAGUGGCCAACCAGAUGCAUCUGGGAAGCCUGCAAGCAGGAACUGAAUGCCACGGUAAUGUCUCCACCAGUGAUUCUGCCUUCUUCAACAGCAAAGACAGAACCUAGCCAUCAUGAACUCAGCAUGAAGAACCAGGGAGUUGGAUAGAAAUGUAGGUGUUCCUAAGGAACACUCACACAGAGGUCUUCCUUGUAGCUCCCUAAAUGAUGUCCAUGUUUGCUGCCUCUAAGGUAGGAAAGGAUCAAAUUGCUAUUUUUUCCACAUGCUUCCUUUGAGCAUGCAAAAAAAAUGGGUCAAGAAUGCAGAACGCUGCAUUCUUGACCCAUUUUGAUGCCUUUUCCUAACCCAACUUUUUCUUGUUGCUAUUAUCUCCUUAGGAAUUUUAUCUCAUUUAUAGUUCUACCACAGGGAUGGGAUUCAUUCAUGCUGUGUGUGCCUUUAAGUGUUUGAUGGUCCAGAAAGGACAUAGCAAAGCCAGCAGCCCCUGCUGCUUCAAGAUCUGGUCAGCCUGAAAAAGUCCCCUCUUCCUCCUGCUUAGCAACAGGGACAGCAGGACCAGGCGGCUGGGAAGAGAUGAAGGCUCUUUUGCUGCUGCCCCUUAUGGCCUGCCUUGUGGUGAAGGUCCGUAGCAAGAUCUACAGUCGCUGUGAGCUGGCACAGACACUGAAACGCUGGGGAAUGGAUGGGUAUGAGGGCUACAGCUUAGCUAACUGGAUCUGCUUGGCGUACUUUGCAAGUGGCUUCAACACGGAAACUGUGAUGCAUAACUCAGAUGGCAGCUCCGAAUACGGCAUCUUCCAGAUCAACAGUCGCUCCUGGUGUGCUGACCGACACACUCUAUCAAAGAACCUGUGCAGCUUAUCUUGCCUUGAUCUACUUACUGAAGAAAUUAUUGAUGACAUAAUCUGUCUCAAGCGAGCUACAGCUGAACCAGAAGGCUUGGCAGACUGGUAUGGCUGGAGAGAUCAUUGCCGCGGCAGAGAUCUGAGUUACUGGGUCGCUGCCUGCAAUCUGUGAAUUAAUAGCGCCGUCCAUGGAAUUCAUGUCCUGCAAGUCACCCUGCCUACCUACGUCUUGCCUUCAGAUGUAAUUCCAUAAUGUAAUCUGAUUGAAGCCAUAAUGCUAUUUUGAUAAAUAAACUCCA
Messenger RNA from Zootoca vivipara (common lizard), 2782 nucleotides. The record is from RefSeq and is a predicted model, not a curated record. Lineage: Eukaryota; Metazoa; Chordata; Lepidosauria; Squamata; Lacertidae.